Epithele typhae is the source of this 1032-nucleotide messenger RNA. RefSeq names its product NAD(P)-binding protein. The record is from RefSeq and is a predicted model, not a curated record. Bases 1 to 1032 code for a protein of 343 amino acids. Gene Ontology annotation, molecular function: oxidoreductase activity, acting on the CH-CH group of donors, NAD or NADP as acceptor. NCBI's taxonomy places the organism in Eukaryota, Fungi, Basidiomycota, Agaricomycetes, Polyporales, Epitheliaceae. The transcript is spliced from 8 exons.
AUGGCCCCUGUCAAGAACGGACGCGUCGUCUUCAAGGAGUACCCGGGAAAAGCGUUCGUGGUGCCAGGAAAGACGGUGGUGUACGAUGAAAGCGAGACGAUCGACGUCGACACCGUGCCGCUCGACGGAGGCGUCCUCCUCAAGAUGCUCUACCUCUCGAUCGAUCCUUACCUCCGGAGGCUGAUGCUCCCCACCGAAGAGCGCAAAGCUCACUCUGGCGUUCCUCCCGUCAGGAUUGCCAACUGGGCCGUUGGCGUAGUUGUGCGCUCCGAGGAUCCUUCUCACAACGCGGGCGAUCAUGUUCUGGGGCUUCUUCCGCUCCGUCAUUACUCCGUCGUGAAGAACACGGCUGCGCUCAUGAAGCUCGAGAACAAGGAGGGCAUUCCGUGGUCCGCGUACCUCGGCGUGUGCGGCAUGCCCGGCAAGACCGCGUACUGCGCGUGGAAGGAGUUCGCAAAGCCCAAACCGGGAGACACCGUCUUCGUCUCGGCCGCCUCAGGCGCGGUCGGCGCCGUCGUCGUGCAGCUCGCCAAAGCGGACGGGUGCCGCGUGAUCGCGUCCGCGGGCACGCACGAGAAGGUCGCGUACGUCGCGUCGCUCGGGGCCGACGUCGCGUUCAACUACAAGCUGGUGCCGACAAUGAAGGUUCUCCAGAGGGAAGGCCCGAUCAACAUCUAUUGGGACAACGUCGGCGGAGAAACGCUCGAAGCCGCGCUCGAGCAGGCGGCGACGCACGCGCGCGUGAUUGUCUGCGGGAGCAUCUCGACGUACAACACCGCGGAGCCGUACAACGUCAAGAACCUGCAGCUGCUGCUGUGGAAGGAGAUCCACAUGUACGGCUUCCUCGUCGGGACGCUCGAGCCGAAGUACCAGGAGGCGUUUUACCGCGAGAUGCCGGCGAAGUACGCGAAGGGCGAGGUCAAGUACAAGGAGCACUUCGUGCGCGGGCUCGAGAAGGGCCCGGAGGCGAUCGUGGAGGUGCACGAGGGGAAGAACUUUGGGAAGAGCGUGCUCGUUGUCGCGGAGGAGUGA